Amoebophrya sp. A120 is the source of this 2184-nucleotide messenger RNA. The record is from the annotation of a GenBank genome assembly. Lineage: Eukaryota; Dinophyceae; Syndiniales; Amoebophryaceae.
AUGUUGUAUCAUGUUGUAACCUCGCGUCAACUAUCGAAAGACAAACUCAGAGGACCUCCUCUUCCCGGCAGAAGAUCUUCCAUGUUUUUGUCGUGCAUAUUACCGCCAUCGGAAAUGGACAUUGCUAACGGGGAGGUGGAUCCCGGUGCGCCCCACGGACGCCGUCUUCCGCCGGUUGCUCCGGACCGCUCUCACUUUCGCAGCCUGAUCUGGGAGUGGUUAAGGUUUUAUGAUCGCACCAGGCGGUGGACAGAAUUUGGGGCAGAUGGGGGACGUCUGUCGCAAAGAGAGCACCAGCUGAUGGAAGAAUUAGCCGGGAUGGUGCAGGGAGUGGGGGCAGAAAUGUAAAUAUUGAGAGGAAAAAUCCCCCCUCUCCAUAUCGAAAAGGCAUGUUUCCGAAAAUUUGUGUUGCUGAUUUGAGGUCACAAAUCACGUCUGUCUUGCUAGAAGACAAGGGCAAAAGCUUCGCCCCCAUUAUGGAGGUGAUUGGUCAUGCUGUUGGGCCUAAAGCGGGGCCGUUUGCCAUGCUGAGCAACUAGCCCGAUACGCCCCUGCAUAGCCUGGGGAUCUAGCCGCGUUGCCUUCCUGCAAUACAGAGCCGAUUUGUGUACACAAGUCCCGCGUCACAGAUUUCCACUUCGAUAUGGGGUGGGGGGAUUUUUCCUUCUGAUAGAUGGGGGACGUCUGUCGCAAAGAGAGUACCAGCUGAUGGAAGAAUUAGCCGGGAUGGUGCAGGGAGUAGGGGCAGAAAUGUUGUAGUUAACCUUAAGUAAGAACGGCUACUGGUGCGUCGAGGGUUGUACUAUGAUAAGCCCCUACGCUUGUAGUUGUGGCGACGGCGACCACGGCGUGCCGUCCGUAAUUGUGUGGCCAAUAGGACUUACCAAUUUGAAUGCUCUUGCAACGCGACCGAACCUGCUUCAUGGAGAACCGAUACUCAUACGAGUGCUGCACUUUGCCAUGCAGCUAGACGGCCGGCCCCACUUGCGGGAGCUGCAGGUGCUUGUCGACCGUACAACCUGACGGAUGCUUCGGAAUAAACCGAGCAUCGUGCUGGCGAGCGCUGGGGUCGGUCGUUUUUAGGAAUAUCAAUAUGUGGCUUUAUUCCGGCACGGCCGAAAAAACUCUUUUUUAAAGUUGUCUUUUGAAGAAAAUCACAAAUAUCAACUCGUUUUUAUUUAUCAUAGUGAACGUAAAACUAAAAACACCAAUUGUAGACGUAGAGCGCAGGAGCACGAAUGUGUUUGAUUAUCAAAGCAUUAUACUUUGAAAGCGGAAGGACAAGGAGAAAAUGAGAUACGUAUACGAAUCAAGCGCAACGAGGCGCUAUUGAAGAUGUACGGUCUUUUUUGUCAACAUGACCACCCAGGUGUCAAACAAGCAUUUUUAGGAGAUUGUCAGCAGCUUGUCUAUUGUUUUUCGGAAGUUUUGUUUUUCGUUUUGGACCACCUGGACGUGGUUCCUUCUUGAGAAGAACAAAGCGCUCCUGUAGGACCUCAAGGAUGAACUACGCAACAUAUACCGCGUCAUUAUUUCAUGUUAACGACCUGAACAAGAACAACAAAAUCUGGACAAGACCAAAAUAUGGACAACACCAGAAUAUGGACAAAACCAAAAAAAUCAACAUCAUCGUGUUUGUUAAUGCAACGAGGACAUCAAAAGCAGUUACGACCUAUAGACGUUCAAAUCAUUUUUUACUGAGAUCAGGGCGCUCCUGACAAUCUGACAUGCUAGCAAUACGUUCGAAUCAUUUUUUUACUGAGAUCAGGGCGUUCCUGACAAUCUGACAUGCAGCUAGCAUAAUUAGUUCUUUUGCCAACACUGGCAUGAAGGUGAACAAGAAGAAGGAGUGACGUAGCAUCAACUUGGAAUGAUCAAGAAAAGCGAAUUGCUUAUUGUCUUGCACUUGCUUGAUUUUUAUUUGCAGCUAUUCACAUCCAAGAUCGACGUCGUGUUGAUGCGAGUCGUGCGACAGUCAGACGUAGCAGCUGCAGAAACAACUGCCAAGUCAGUCGCCGCACUUUGACUUUGUGUAAGUACUUAUCUGUUCAUAAUUCCGUGGCUUCCUGUGGAGACGCGCCGCGUGAGCUUCUUGCGUCCUCCAUUACACGACGAGUUUUUGUAGAAUUACAGCCGCUACAAGUACAGCAUGGUAGAGUUAUUCUCGUCGGUCCUCAUCAAAAA